This is a messenger RNA of Paramecium tetraurelia, 411 nucleotides long. RefSeq lists its product as uncharacterized. The record is from RefSeq and is a predicted model, not a curated record. Lineage: Eukaryota; Ciliophora; Oligohymenophorea; Peniculida; Parameciidae. The transcript has a single exon.
AUGUAAUAUGGUAAAAAAGGAGAGGAUUUAUCACGGUCGAAAAUUGAAAUUCUUGAAGACUUUGCUCGAGAGUCUGUAGAAUCAUUGGAUAGUUUAUUACCUCAAUUUCACUGUCACGAUUUACAAUAAUUGGAAAUAGAAAGGCGAGUUGUGGCAUAUUUAAAAUCCUUAGGACUUAAAUUUAAGACAGAUCCUACUUCAAAAGAACAUGAGUUUUAGUAGAAUUUUGAUUAAUCUAGUGAAUUACCAAAAUAGCAAGGGAUAGUGUUUUAGCAAACGAUAGGAGAAUCACCCAUGAUUAAUACAAUUUAGAUAAUCAAAUUUGGGAUGGAUCAAAGUAAUUCAAAAAGAGAUUCUGGAACAGGAUUAAGUCCACUUCAUCUAGGCAAGUAAAGUUCAUUUGAAAUUUGA